Messenger RNA from Leptidea sinapis, 1815 nucleotides. RefSeq lists its product as uncharacterized. Lineage: Eukaryota; Metazoa; Arthropoda; Insecta; Lepidoptera; Pieridae. The record is from RefSeq and is a predicted model, not a curated record. Bases 164 to 1552 code for a protein of 462 amino acids. The transcript has 9 exons.
UGUCACUUGUGACUUGUGAGCAAUCAGCUUUUUGUAAACAUUGUCUGAUUUAUGACAACAUUAAUUAUUUGCAUAACAAUGUGGGUAAUCGUGAAUCGCGUAAGCUGUCACUUUAUUGAAUUGUUGUGUGUAAGUGUUGGAGACUCAACGACUGGAAAUUAAUAUGUUAACGGACAAUGAAUCCUAUACCAGCACUUGUGAUUUACUGGACAAACAUGCGCUGGCUGACGAGAAAGUUGGCGUGUCUGCGAUGGAAAGAUCGGCGAGAUCCAGCGUGGAUGCACAUAGCGUUGAUAUAGGAGAGAUCACCGAGGCACCAGACACCGACUAUAUGAGUACUUCCGCUAUUCUACAUUAUUGUAAAUCCAAAAUACUGGUUCCAUAUCUAAAACUACUAACAGUGAUGGGUCUGCGACCCGUCGGGGAAGCCUCAAGCACGUCAACUUACAUUAUUUGCCUUUCACAUUUUCAUUCUGCGCAAGUGGCCGUUCUUAUGGUCCUGGGAUAUAUCCUACAAUACAUGGCAUGUUUUAGAAGAGAUAGAGGGUUUUGCUAUAGAUUAGUGCCCCUAGCACUCCAGUCGUCGUUUGAAUACGACGCGUACAAACAAGUAUGUUACGGAAAUGUUACUUUAACAUACAUAGGCCCCAGUUUACUGCAUUUUGUUGGCUUUCUGUACGCCCUAUACCUCUUUCGUAUAGCCGAUAACGAACAGCUACAAAAUCUGAUGGAAAGAGUAUUCCUAUUGUCUUCAUACGCGCCCCAGGGAACACCAACAACGAAACCAAAAAGGUUGCUUCGAAUGCUCUGGUUCUUCAUAUUUUUGAGCGUAUUUUGGAUGUGCUUGUCGUUAUGUUCAGUAAAUCUUAUGAUGGCGAAGGGAACCAUCAUGUUUAAAUGGAUGGAAAGUAGUUCGAGCGAAGUUAUAUUAGCAUUAAAAAUCGUCCUGAUAAUAUGCACAUUAAUUCACGACAUGAUCCAGGCGACGGUUAUUACCAGCUAUUGUCUCCAAGUGCAGUUGUUGCAGGCACAUUUGCUGUUCCUCAAAGAGCGGCUCAUCAAUCGGACUAUCUCGCCGUUGAAUUGGAUGAGGGAAAUAGCAGAGUUUCGCAAGCUGCUCAAAUAUCUAAACGAUGAUCUUGCACCAGCUGUGUGUUUGUUUACGAUUGUGAACGCGUCCUGCGCCAUCUCCUGCAUCAUGUGGCUCCUGGAUUUGGACAAAGUCGACACGGAGACGGAGCCGAUUGUGGGGAUCAGCGUGCUCAACCUGCUAUUGUGGAUAGCAGCUGUUAUUGCACCCUUCAUUCAGGCAGCGAGAUUGUCGGCAGAAUGUCGUCGCACGCAACAUGUUGGUCACGAACUGUGCGAGCGACCGUUUCUCCACCAGGACACCUCACAAGAGGACAUCAGCUCUAUAUUGGCGUACUCUGCUACUCUCAACCUGCGAGCCAAAUUAUUCGCCUUCCCUGUUUCCGGUCGUUACAUUCUUCUUGUUCUUACUAUCACAACUAUCGCCUCUUUUGCAUUGGGUAUGUGCCAUUAUUUACAAUGAUUAUAAAUCAAGAAUAAUUGAAUGUUGAAAUAAAAUAAUAUGAUUUUUGUCUAGGUAUUUUAUUUUAAUAACAUAUAAUUAAUUAUAAAUGUAUAAUAUAUAGUUUCAACAAUACACCCAUAUAUGAUCUAAAUACACAGUUAACCGAGACUAUGUAGGUGCAUAGUAUAACUACCAAAGUAUUAAUAAUUAGAAACAUUAUCUAUUCUUUCAUUCGUAUUGUAGCUGUAGAAAUAUUUAAAUAAAAAUUUUAAAUCAUCGAA